This is a messenger RNA of Pseudoliparis swirei, 817 nucleotides long. RefSeq names its product glutathione S-transferase zeta 1 (gene gstz1). Gene Ontology annotation, molecular function: glutathione transferase activity; maleylacetoacetate isomerase activity. Gene Ontology annotation, biological process: L-phenylalanine catabolic process; glutathione metabolic process. The transcript has 9 exons. Gene Ontology annotation, cellular component: mitochondrion; cytoplasm. The record is from RefSeq and is a predicted model, not a curated record. Bases 111 to 761 code for a protein of 216 amino acids. Lineage: Eukaryota; Metazoa; Chordata; Actinopteri; Perciformes; Liparidae.
GAGUAGGUAGGAGGGAUUUUAGGAGCACGUCCUAUUGGCUGCUGGAGAUGUUAAACUGCAGAAAAACUCUCCAAUAGUUUAUUCUGUGUAGUUGAGUAAAACCUCGAGCUAUGGCAUCUGAAACUAAGCCUGUUCUUCAUGGAUACUUCAGAAGUUCCUGCUCCUGGAGGGUUCGCAUUGCUUUUGCUCUCAAAGGGAUUGAAUAUGACCAAGUUGCAGUCAAUCUAGUCAAAGAUGGCGGUCAGCAGCUUACUGAACAGUACAAGAAAUUGAACCCCAUGCUACAAGUGCCUGCAGUUGAAAUGGAUGGCAUCACCCUCUCCCAGUCACUGGCUGUGAUCCAAUACAUCGAUGAGACCAGGCCCGGACCUCGGCUUCUCCCCGCAGACCCAAAGCAACGUGCCCAGGUCCGGAUGAUAAGUGACAUCAUUGCCUCUGGGAUACAGCCUCUGCAGAAUUUGUACGUGAUUCAGAAAGUUGGAGCAGAAAAGAUGCAGUGGGCUCAGCACUUCAUUGAUCGCGGCUUUCAAGCUCUUGAGCCCAUUCUGAAGGAAACGGCGGGGAAAUAUUGUGUCGGCGAUGAGAUAUCCAUGGCAGACAUCUGUCUGGUCCCACAAGUCUACAAUGCAGAGAGGUUCAAAGUGGAUGUCGGGCAGUAUCCAACCAUCCAACGGUUAAACCAAACCUUAGUUGAAAUUGAAGCGUUCACUGUGACCAACCCAUCAGGUCAGCCAGACACGCCUGUGGAGCUGCGUGCAUAGAAUAACUCCGACGUAGACAGCUUUGUACGUUUUAAAUAAAAUGCGUUGCAAAAGAU